Galeopterus variegatus (Sunda flying lemur) is the source of this 615-nucleotide messenger RNA. RefSeq names its product protein kinase C zeta type-like. The transcript is spliced from 5 exons. Gene Ontology annotation, biological process: peptidyl-serine phosphorylation; intracellular signal transduction. The record is from RefSeq and is a predicted model, not a curated record. Bases 1 to 615 code for a protein of 204 amino acids. NCBI's taxonomy places the organism in Eukaryota, Metazoa, Chordata, Mammalia, Dermoptera, Cynocephalidae. Gene Ontology annotation, molecular function: ATP binding; protein serine/threonine kinase activity.
AUGCUGUGUCUUUACACCUUCCUCAUGUCCUUUCUAGAAUCCAUCUACCGCCGUGGAGCCAGAAGAUGGAGGAAGCUGUACCGCGCCAACGGCCACCUCUUCCAAGCCAAGCGCUUUAACAGGAGAGCGUACUGCGGCCAGUGCAGCGAGAGGAUAUGGGGCCUGGCCAGGCAGGGCUACAGGUGCAUCAACUGCAAACUGCUGGUCCAUAAGCGCUGCCACGUCCUCGUCCCGCUGACCUGCAGAAGGCAUAUGGAUUCUGUCAUGCCUUCCCAAGAACCUCCGGUAGACGGCAAAAAUGACGACGUGGACCUUCCUUCUGAGGACACUGAUGGAAUUGCUUAUAUCUCUUCCACCCGGAAGCAUGACAACAUUAAAGAUGAUUCUGAGGACCUCAAGCCGGUUAUCGACGGCAUGGACAGCAUCAAAAUCUCUCAGGGGCUCGGGCUGCAGGACUUCGACCUGAUCAGGGUCAUCGGGCGCGGGAGCUAUGCCAAGGUCCUCCUGGUGCGGCUGAAGAAGAACGACCAGGUGUACGCCAUGAAGGUGGUGAAGAAGGAGCUGGUGCACGACGAUGAGGUGAGCGUGCGGGCGCAGGCCGAGCCCAGCGGGUGA